AGGAAACUGAUUGCCCCAAGGCUGCUGUUUUCAUUUCCUCAUGGGAAGAAGAAGCAGAGCAGAGAAGAAGGGCAGACACACAAAGCAUUGAUCCUCUGUCACCAUGGGGAACUGGGUUGAAAAUGAGGGACUCUCCAUCUUUGUCGUUCUAAUAUGGCUGGGGAUGAACGUCUUCCUCUUUGUCUGGUACUACAGAAUCUAUGCGUUGAGAAGGACAUUCUUUUACACUCAAAAACUUCUGGGGAUCGCACUGCCAUUGGCCAGGGCCCCUGCAGCCUGCCUGAAUUUCAACUGCAUGCUGAUUCUGCUGCCAGUCUGUCGAAAUCUGCUCUCCUUCCUCAGGGGUUCCAGUGCGUGCUGCUCGACAAGAAUUCGAAGACAACUGGACAGGAACCUCACCUUUCAUAAAAUGGUGGCAUGGAUGAUCGCACUUCACACUGCGAUUCAUACUAUUGCACAUCUGUUUAAUGUGGAGUGGUGUGUGGAUGCCCGAUCCAACAAUUCUGAUCCUUAUUUAAUAGCACUCUCUGACCUUGGAGAUAAUCCUAAUGAAACUUACCUCAAUUUUGCUCGAAAGAGAUUCAAGAAUCCUGAAGGAGGCCUAUAUGUGGCUGUGACUCGGUUGGCAGGCAUCACUGGUAUUGUCAUCACACUGUGCCUCAUAUUAAUUAUCACCUCCUCCACCAAAACCAUCCGGAGAUCUUACUUUGAACUGUUUUGGUACACACACCAUCUCUUUGUGAUCUUCUUCAUCGGGCUCGCCAUCCACGGAGCUGAGCGCAUUGUACGUGGGCAGACCCCACAGAGUUUAGACGAACACCAUCACGAAAUUUGUGAGAAAAGGAUCUCAGAAUGGGGAAAAAUAAAGGAAUGCCCAAUCCCACAGUUUUCUGGGAACCCUCCUAUGACUUGGAAAUGGAUUGUUGGUCCCAUGUUUCUGUAUCUCUGUGAGAGGUUGGUACGGUUUUGGCGAUCUCAACAGAAAGUGGUCAUCACCAAGGUGGUCACUCACCCUUUCAAAACCAUUGAGCUACAGAUGAAGAAGAAGGGAUUCAAGAUGGAGGUGGGACAAUACAUUUUCGUCAAGUGCCCCAAGGUGUCCAGGCUGGAGUGGCACCCUUUCACGCUGACCUCCGCCCCUGAGGAAGACUUCUUUAGCAUCCAUAUUCGUAUCGUUGGGGACUGGACAGAAGGACUUUUCAAUGCUUGUGGCUGUGAUAAACAAGAGUUUCAAGAUGCUUGGAAACUACCUAAGAUAGCUGUUGAUGGGCCCUUUGGCACCGCCAGUGAAGACGUGUUCAGUUAUGAGGUGGUGAUGUUGGUGGGAGCAGGGAUCGGGGUCACACCCUUCGCAUCCAUUCUCAAGUCCGUCUGGUACAAAUAUUGCAAUAAUGCCACCAAUCUGAGGCUCAAAAAGAUAUACUUCUACUGGCUCUGCCGGGACACGCACGCCUUUGAGUGGUUUGCCGACUUGCUGCAGCUGCUGGAGACCCAGAUGCUGGAGAGGAAUAACGCCGGCUUCCUCAGCUAUAACAUCUACCUCACCGGCUGGGAUGAGUCUCAGGCCAAUCACUUUGCUGUGCAUCACGAUGAGGAGAAAGACGUGAUCACAGGCCUGAAACAAAAGACCUUGUAUGGACGGCCCAACUGGGAUAAUGAAUUCAAGACAAUUGCGAGUCAACACCCAAAUACCAGAAUAGGAGUUUUCCUCUGCGGACCUGAAGCCUUGGCGGAAACCCUCAAUAAACAGUGCAUCUCCAACUCUGAGUCUGGCCCUCGGGGAGUGCAUUUCAUUUUCAACAAGGAAAACUUCUAACUGGUCUCUUCCACGAGAAAAUCAGUGAGGAUUAUGCUGCCAAGUACCCAACCCAAUAAUGCUAGUUGAUAAUGUAAGUUCCCCCCUUAAAAAGAGAGAGAAAAUGAAGUUACAAUGUGCAGGUUUUCCCUGAAAGGGAUGUCAAAGAUGUCAAAGAUCAUUUGAUAGUGGUAAUUUGCAUUUGUAUGGGGCUUUAUGGUUUUCAGAGCACUUUUACAAACUGUAUUUCAUUUUUCACUCACAGUAAUGCCAGAGAAAGGUAGGACAAGGAUUCCUGGACUCAGUAUUUAGGAUAAAAAAAAUAGGGACUCGAAAUGGUGAAGUAACUUCUUAACAUUAUGAAGCUUGGACCUAGUGCACGUCGCUCUGGGUUUUGUGGUCUUUCCAUGAUACCAGGCUGCCUUAAACUAAGAACUGGGACAAAUAGGUAUGUGAUAUGCCCAUCUGCUUUUAAAAAGCAUCUACCCCUUGUUUUAUUUAAAUACACACACAAAAUGUCUCUUAUUUGUGUGGCUAAUGUUUUAUUGUCAUAUCAUCAUCAUCAUCAUCACCAUCAUCAUCAUCAUCACCAUCAACAAAUUUAUGCCCUAGAAAUGAAAAUCCCCAGCUUUACUGUGUAGCUAUUGAAUUCACACCCCAUAGAAUGUUCUAGAUAUCCAUGAGUUCAAGAGAGAGCCUCUAAAUCACUGUUAGUGUGGCCAGAAACAGUUGGUUUUUUUCUUAGAACUGCUUCUAUUUCUGGAAACUAAAACAGCUUUAUUUGCCCCACCCUCUGAAGCCACAGAUAUUUAGAACUACUUUGGUAAUGAGGAAGGAAGAAAAGAAAGCUGGGGGAAGGGCACAAGACUGGUUUAGGAGGAAAGGGUGAGGGAAGGGGGAAGAGAACAGGAGAAUGAAAGAAAGCAAGAAAGUUCUCACACUGGUCACUUUCCACCCUAGAUUUCUUAGUCUUGUUAUGUAUUGAAUGUAAUUGAAGGAGGCUUACACAUAAUUCAUUUUAUUUUGAUUACAUGUGGUAUUGAAUCUGAGAUUCUGGUUGCAAAUUUUGACGCUGGAUGGGCAUAUGCAUUGGACUGGGAUGAAGUAGUAAUAACUCAGUUGUUCCUUUGGGCUCCCGGGACAUGCAGGUCACUGAGGGCUGGUCCCGACAAGUCAGGCUUGCUGUGAGAAUGUUGCCUCCCCAGAAUGUCCCAGGAAGGUUUUUACUUACAGAAACUUAGGUCCAGCCUGUUCAUACUGAAACCCAGGUAUCACUUGAUUCAUUCACCAAAUUUUUAUUGUGCUAUUUACUAUGACUCGGGCUCUGUGCUCAUAGUUUCAGUUCUUUAUACCAAUGUGUGAAGAAGCAAUCACAGUUCUGAAAAUUCUGAGAAUCCUGGCCGUCUCUAACCCUGUGGCAUGAGUAAAACCAACUCCCUUGUUGCUCUGAAAAUAUUUCUCCAGGGUUUUUUACCUUGAUACCAGAAUAGUUACCAAAACAGAGAGCCCUGUCCUGUGUUAUCCUGGUUACGAGAUGAAAAAUGAAGUGUAAAAGUGCUCGCCAUUACCAUAUUCUUCUCCCAAGCAGCUAGCUGCCAGCUGCCAAUACAGCUUUUUUCAGCUUUUAGUAUUUAGCGCUUAGCAACAGGUACCAAGAGGAUGAUUAAGCAUUGUUUUUAAUCUCAACGCUAUGAAGGCUUCUCUGAGUUCUCCUGCUUUUGCAAUAUUGCAUUUAUGAAAUUUGAAUACUUGUAGGUGCUGUAUUUGAGUACUUUGGUGGGGAGGGGGGGCUCUGGGAUAUAAUCCUAGGAAGAACUGUUAAAACCGUGCUCAACUAUUAAAAUUGAUGAGCUUC
Messenger RNA from Felis catus (domestic cat), 3650 nucleotides. It is a transcript of the gene CYBB, whose product is annotated as cytochrome b-245 beta chain. Gene Ontology annotation, cellular component: NADPH oxidase complex; plasma membrane. The record is from RefSeq and is a predicted model, not a curated record. Bases 104 to 1816 code for a protein of 570 amino acids. Gene Ontology annotation, molecular function: superoxide-generating NAD(P)H oxidase activity. Gene Ontology annotation, biological process: defense response; superoxide anion generation. The transcript is spliced from 13 exons. Lineage: Eukaryota; Metazoa; Chordata; Mammalia; Carnivora; Felidae.